GUAAGUAUCCCGUGCUUGCCGGCCUAGGUCGGGCAAUCAUCCCCUUCUCUCUCUCGCGCCAGAAAACACGACGUCGUCUCAUUUGACUGUGAAAGUCUUGUUCUCGUCACUCCCUACAGUUAUUAUUAUACUUACUGGUCGUCGUCUACUACUACUACUACAUCUGUCUCUCUCUACUUUCUCUCUAUAAAUAUUAUUAGGCCUCUGUUUUUCUCACUCUCACACAGAGAAGACUAGAAAGUACGAAGACCGAUCGCUUGUUUUCUUCUGGUUUGCUUUUGCUGUGUCCAUUCCUACUUUGGAUUUUCUCUCAACAGUGAUGUCGGAGAAUGCUCUUAGAGACCUAAACAUGCUGCCCGGAUCUGAGAGGAAGAGUGAAAGCUCUGGUAAAGCGAAUUUUACCAAACCUUAUAGUGGGAACAUUGAUGAAAAUGCUGAAAAGUGCCAGAGAAAUAACUCUGCCUCCUUGGUUUCAUCUACUGCUAAUGGGGUUGAAGCUGUGAAUUCUGGAGUAGAGAUAGGUAAUGCAGAGGUAGAAUAUAUUGAGUCUGAGGAUUUAAGUGAUGUAGAAGAUGUUGAUAUCUGCGUAAAGACAUUCCUGGCGGGGCUGGACUCUAAAGAUUGGGUUAUGGUUUGUGAAUCGCUGAACAAUGUACGUCGAUUGUCUAUAUUUCACAAGGAAGCAUUGCAGGAUAUGCUGGCUGAUGUGCUACCACUCAUAGUGAAGUCACUGAAGAAUCCAAGAAGCGCUGUCAUUAAAACUGCUAUUAUGACUUCUGCUGAUAUAUUCAAUGCAUAUAAUGAUCAGAUAAUUGAAACAUUGGAUCCUCUGCUUGUACAGCUUCUUCUCAAGUCCUCACAAGACAAACGAUUUGUAUGUGAGGCAGCAGAGAGAGCUCUGAUUGCAAUGACCAAUUGGGUUUCUCCUUCGCUGUUGUUACCAAAAUUACAGCCGUACUUUAAGAACAGGAAUCCACGAAUUCGAGCCAAGGCAUCCAUGUGCUUCGCUCGAAGUGUACCAAGACUGGGUGUUGAGGGUAUUAAAUCAUACGGGAUUGACAAAUUGAUCCAAGUGGCUGCAUCUCAGCUCAGUGACCAACUUCCUGAAUCCAGAGAGGCUGCUAGAAACCUCCUUUUGGAGCUGCAAAUUGUCUAUGAAAAGUCGCAUGAUCUCACACCAACAAUAUCUGAACAUUCAGAACUGAGUUCUUGGGAGCACUUCUGUCAAUCAAAACUCUCUCCCUUAAGUGCACAAGCCGUGCUUCGUGUGACCAAUGUUGCUCGGGAGGGUCUUGUUUUGGGUUCCUGACAGGAGGUUAUACCGAGCAUGUGUGAGUAUUACUUAGUGAGUACGCCUUUAUUUUUCUCAGCAUAUACUAUAAUUUCUUUUUCUUGAUUCUGUUUUGGCUUCAAUGUCUUUUUCUUGUAAAUACCGAGAAACAUUGAGAUGUCUGAGAUGCGGUUAAACACGUAGUUGAGUGGAAUAUUCUUUGCAGAUGGGCUACCGUUGGCCUUAAAUUCAUUAAUGCAAUUAUGAUUUUGUGCAGUUAAAGAUAUUAAAACUGCAACAUGCUUGUUCUA
Messenger RNA from Ricinus communis (castor bean), 1581 nucleotides. RefSeq lists its product as uncharacterized. Bases 320 to 1309 code for a protein of 329 amino acids. The transcript is spliced from 6 exons. Gene Ontology annotation, molecular function: microtubule binding. The record is from RefSeq and is a predicted model, not a curated record. Gene Ontology annotation, cellular component: cytoplasmic microtubule. NCBI's taxonomy places the organism in Eukaryota, Viridiplantae, Streptophyta, Magnoliopsida, Malpighiales, Euphorbiaceae. Gene Ontology annotation, biological process: microtubule cytoskeleton organization.